CAUAGGGUUUACCACAAACCAAAAGCUUAACUCGCUUAAGCAAAUCAACAUAAAGCGCAACUCACAUUUUUAUGGCCAAACGCGCAGUUAGCGAGCGAAUUCAAUAACGCCUUAUAGACAAGAGUCAGAGUGUCGAAUCGAAACAGCCGAUAGGGGACACAAGUUCGUCUCAAGUUGCAAUCAAAACCAGAUCUGAUAUAGUUUGUCAAGUAGCUUAACGAGAUACAAACGUUUCACUUUAACAAACCCCCCCCUUGGCUUUUCUAUCGCCAAACUUAAUCUUUUAACUCUGACUCAAAGUUUUCUAAGAAUGAAUAUAAAUAGCUGUAUUGCUCCUUCUAACCAUUCCCCCGCUUUUAACUCACGUCAAUUCUCACAAUGUCUGACCGUAUCAAACCAUGGCAACGAAAAGCCAUUGGACGGGGCCGAACUCCCCUUCCGGACGCACCGGGCCAUCGUCCAUGGCUGAAGAAGGAUAUCAAUAUCGAUACUUCGGAGGCUGGUGCGUCUAACAAGGAGUCCAGCAGUGGGUCUCAGACAGGAUCAGAAGUAAGCUUCAAGGUCGAAGAAAGCCCAAGAAAGACGCUUAAAGACGUUUAAAGACACACAGCCAAGUCCAUCACAAGCACUGAUUGAUGGCUAAGGGCCGGAAAUUGAAGUUUCACAUUGAAGACAGUGUUGCUCGGAAUAGGGGACAAUAUUCAAUACACAUACAAUAGGCUCCAAUUCAUCACAA
Fusarium redolens is the source of this 736-nucleotide messenger RNA. RefSeq lists its product as uncharacterized. The transcript is spliced from 2 exons. The record is from RefSeq and is a predicted model, not a curated record. NCBI's taxonomy places the organism in Eukaryota, Fungi, Ascomycota, Sordariomycetes, Hypocreales, Nectriaceae. Bases 379 to 600 code for a protein of 73 amino acids.